AUGUAUGCUAGGAAAUUGCAAGAAGUAUACAACUCAUACCUGGAACAGCACAGUCCCAUCAUGAGUCACUAUCGAGCGCUGAGAGAGAAAGACGACUUCUACCAGAGAGACAUCGCGAGAAAUGAGCAACUGAUAGAACAGGCUGCGGAAAUAUUAACAAAUCUACAAAACGAGUGGAUGCGAACAAUGAGAACAGUAAGCAGUAAAUUAAAUCGCAUGAACGCGCAAAAGGAAGAAUUAGCACGACGCUACUGGCAAAUGAAGAAGGAGUCUAAGCUUGCUAACAACAAGGACGAUGAUAUGUUAACAAUGCUUGUAGAUUCUAGUCAAGACGCUAUUAAGCGCCUAGAAGCAGUAAGAGAAAAACUUAAUAAAAUCGCACAAAUGCAUCAAAUAUGCACCAAGUAUGAAAAUGAGAGGCUGGACGUACUCGUACGGUGCUCGGAAGAAGAAUGGAGGCCGCAAAUUUUUGAAAACCUGAACGAUGUUAUGAUGAAUGAAUGCAGGGAGUAUUCGAAAAUGGAUAAAUUUUUACUCAAAGUAAACAGAGUUAAAGUUCAAACAAUGUGCUUAAAAGCUGAAAAAACCAAACUUGCUAAGGAGAAUUUACAGUUGAAACAAUACAUCAAGAAGUAUCUCACGGAACUGGCUCUUAAAGGCGGGAAAGAAAGGCCGCUUAGUAUGGAAGUACGAAAUGAGGCGCAGAAUCUGGACGUCAACGGGAAAAUCUUGAAUCGGCCAGUUACCUGCAUUGAAGGAGCGCUCUCAAAUGCUGUUAUGUAUGAAAAAAGGAUGAAACUACAAGAGAAGCGCGAAAAAGAAAUAGGAGGUAUUCGUGCAUAUCAAAGAAUUUACUGCUGGUAG
Molecule: messenger RNA, 864 nt
Organism: Parnassius apollo (apollo)
Lineage: Eukaryota; Metazoa; Arthropoda; Insecta; Lepidoptera; Papilionidae
Source: the annotation of a GenBank genome assembly